This is a messenger RNA of Helobdella robusta, 522 nucleotides long. RefSeq lists its product as hypothetical. The record is from RefSeq and is a predicted model, not a curated record. Lineage: Eukaryota; Metazoa; Annelida; Clitellata; Rhynchobdellida; Glossiphoniidae. The transcript has 4 exons. The coding region runs from base 1 to 522 and encodes 173 amino acids.
AUGACUCCAUAUAGAACUUCUCGUCUCUUCAACAUCACGAAGUACGUGGUGCAAACUGGAGAUGUCACCAACCAAUCAGUAACCAGAGAAUCAGUUGUGACAUCAUUAACAACAAGAACAACAAAAUUAACAUUAAAAAACGAAAACAUUAACACUAUCAACAACUACAAAAUCAACAACAACUACAACAACAACAUAAACAACAACAUAAACAACAACAACAAUCAAUCAUCGGUCACGUCUAGGUCACGUCUAGGUCACGUGUUUGCGACAGCAUUAGGGUACGUGUUAAACAAACCGGGUCGCUUAGAAUAUCUGGGUCAGCUCUGCAUCAAAAUAGAGAUUAGAGUCGCUCUGACGAAAGUGGCAAGAACCACACUGAGUGCAUUUGAUCUAUUUUCUUAUAUCUUCAACUUGGAAAUAUAUAAUUCUGCCAAAAUAGUCCGGCUGGCAUGUUCGUGUCGCAGUCGUAAGGUUCUGGUGAUUCAGGGAAAAGAAAAAUUACAUUACGGACAGACAUAA